Messenger RNA from Cuscuta europaea, 1507 nucleotides. NCBI's taxonomy places the organism in Eukaryota, Viridiplantae, Streptophyta, Magnoliopsida, Solanales, Convolvulaceae. The record is from the annotation of a GenBank genome assembly.
UGGGGCUCCUGUGAUGGAGAUUCAUGUAAUUGUUUAAGCCCACAACUCAAGUAUUUUGAGAGAGAAGGGAGACAUCAGGUAAGGGAAAAGAGUGGAACAGAGUGUUGAAAUCUGUAGACUACUGGGACAAACAGGGGUCUGAAGUUGGGUUUUGAAAAGUAAAUGGGGGAUGACAAAUCGGGGAUGGUGGGUAUGAUGGGGAACACCAGUAGAGAAAGAGAUCUGGAGCUUCUCAUUCCUGUGGCUUCCUCCGCCGCCGUUGACGACCAUGAAUCCAAGCCUUCGUCCUCCGCCGCUUCUGCUCACCAUGCCCACACUGGCCGUGAGACAUUCUACAAAGUUGUUAGGAGCUGGGCUUCAAAGAAAUUCAUGACCGGAUGUGUUAUCCUAUUUCCGAUAGCAGUCACCUUUUAUAUAACAUGGUGGUUCAUUCACUUUGUGGACGGAUUUUUCUCUCCUAUAUAUGUGCAGCUUGGCAUCAAUAUUUUUGGUCUGGGAUUUGUUACUUCAAUCACUUUCAUUUUCUUGGUUGGAGUGUUCAUGUCAUCCUGGUUAGGGGCAUCUGUUUUAAGUCUUGGAGAAUGGUUCAUCAAAAGAAUGCCAUUUGUUCGUCAUAUCUAUAAUGCAUCAAAGCAAAUUAGUUCUGCCAUAUCUCCAGAUCAGAACACUCAGGCUUUUAAGGAGGUGGCCAUCAUAAGGCAUCCACGUAUCGGUGAAUAUGCAUUUGGGUUCAUUACUUCAUCUGUGGUUCUUCAGAACUAUUCAGAAGAUGAAGAUUUGUGCUGUGUGUAUGUUCCAACAAAUCACCUAUAUAUUGGUGAUAUAUUUCUCGUCAAUGCAAAAGAUGUCAUAAGACCAAACUUAUCAGUUCGUGAAGGAAUUGACCCUGUGGAACAUAAGUUGGUCAAUGGAUGGAUUUGGAUGCGCAAUAAUUUGGACAGCAUUUUAAUAGUACAGCUGACUGGCAAAGAGUCAUCAUUUUGGCAUAAAUGUAAUGUGCCCCCUGUAUUGCAGAGAUUGUUGUAUCAGGUGGUAUGUCAAUGCCGCAGAUUCUAUCAACUUUGGAUCCAACAAUUGUUCAAAGUUGAUAGUGUGAAUUCCUGACAAACAGAAAUAGAAGAUGGUGAUGGUGAUGAUAAGCGGAGAUGGUCUUAAAGUUCCAUCCCAACUUUCCAGUGCUACACGGAGUGGAUUGCAGUCCUUUGUGCUUUAUCAAUUGGAUUGAGUUUCUCUUUUUUGUUUUUGUUUUAAAUCAUUAGAUUCGGGUCGCUUUUGUAGUUUUGUAACAACAAAAAAACUAGUGUAUAAUGUAGAGAAGUUGGGUCUUGCAUUUUUAAUUUCAGUAGGUCAGUUAAAAAUUUUAGAUCUUGCUCGGCUCUUAAGUUGGAAGCUCCUCUUAGUUAUUGAUGCCGUGUAAACAAAAGGGCGGGAGUAGUAUCAAGCAAUUCAUUUGUAAUGUGCUGUGUUGUACAGUUUUGGGGUCCUAUUCAAUGGUAUUUGGUCGAAG